This is a messenger RNA of Porites lobata, 1976 nucleotides long. NCBI's taxonomy places the organism in Eukaryota, Metazoa, Cnidaria, Anthozoa, Scleractinia, Poritidae. The record is from the annotation of a GenBank genome assembly.
CGAUUUGCAAACACAGUUCGUCAAAUUGAGGAAUCACUUCAAGAGCUAAAAGAAGACGAAACGAGGGAUCAAGAGCAGGUGGAAGAUGUGAAAGGAGACGAUGGAAACAGCGACGACGGCUGGGACACAGAUUUAGAAAUUUCAAGCAAAGAAGUAAGAAAAACUCGCAGAAGUGCAGACAUCACGGGGAAAUCGUCGUAUCUGCGCACUUGUCGUGCUCUAGGAGUCUCACCAGCGACAGCCGUGCUCGAAGCAAUCCACACUCCGGAAAUCAUGUUAGCCCACCACGGUCUAGGGCCACAAGGGGGACGGGCUCUUGCCAAGGCCCUCAUAAAGAGCACGACAGUGGAAAAGCUUGACUUGCAAGAAAACAGCCUCGGAGAGGAAGGAGUGGAAUGGUUCGCCAAGAUGUUGCUUGAAAAUUGUUAUAUCAAGUUCUUAAAUCUCGCGGGUAAUAUGAUGACUUCGGGCGGAGCGCGCGCGAUGAGCAAAGUGAUAUCGGAAAAUAGAUACCUUCAGUGGUUAGAUCUAUCGUUCAAUAACCUAGUGGACAAGGACGCAAAGCCGCUUUCCGAAGGCUUGGAAAAGACGAUGAGUCUAAAAUACCUCAGUAUGAGUCAAAACUCCUUUUGCGAAAGCGGUGGUGAGUUUCUGGGUCCUGCACUGGCGAAAAACAAUAGCAUAACUGAGCUUAAUCUGAGCUGGAACCAUCUCCGAUUGAAAGGCGCCAUCGCUAUCUGUAAAGGUAUGAAACACAACAGCGCUAUAGAGAUCCUGGAUCUUUCUUGGAAUGGAUUUGCGGACGAGGGGGCCGAAGCCAUGGGAGAAGCACUUAAAAAGAACGACACACUUCUGGAGCUUGAUCUAAGCUACAACCGAAUCACGGAAAAAGGAGCGUUGGCCUUGGCGAAAGGUCUCCAGAUAAAUCAAACGUUACGCGCGCUAAAAAUCGGCUCAAAUCCUUUGGGAAACAGCGGCUGUUUUGCACUGAUGAAAGCGAUCAAAACAAACUCCAACUCUGCUUUGGGGGAGCUGCACUUGGAUAAUAUCACCGUGAAGAAGAACUUUUUAGGUAUGGCCUUUUUUCUGUUCUUAUUGCGUUCAGGGGCAUGCAACGACUUUUAUUCUGCUAAAUUACUGUUUGAAGGAGCAAAUAUUGCCUAGAAAUGUCUAAAGCUCAAACAAGGCUACAGAUGUCUGGAUAACAGUUCUAUCAGAUUCUAAGAUAUUCGGAGGUUGUGUUUUUCACAUUUUAUUACCAAGAAACGGCGAUUAUUGUUAAAAAAAUUCCUCCUGAUAAUAUCAGUAUAGAGAAAAUAAAGUCUCCUAGAAUUUUCUAAUGAAAGUACGCUUACUCCAUUUCUUCGAACUUUCGACCGGACCCAUCAAGGUAGCAAACAAUUUUCCUUGGAGGGAUUAAGGGUUGGGAGGGUAAGGGGGUAUUUCAAUGACCAGGGGGGGAGGGACGAGUCUCACUUUCUCCCCUUCCGGUUACUCCUGCCACACAAGAUAGGUUUAAACGUGCGAGAGAAAUGCUUCAUGGCAAAUUUAUAGCGAAUAACCUUGCCUGUAAUUUCAAAACCCUGUUCACAGGUCUACUGGAGGACUACAUGAAAGAAAAACCCGAUUUUUAAAUUAACUACGGUGCCAAUCCACAAAUAAACCGUAACAGAAGAGGAACCAUGGCAAGUACGUUUGGCAACUUCAACAAAGAUUCCGGCAGAAGGGUGAAGCACGAGCUACUGACGGCCCUGAAGAAUUUCUUGCUGGAGAAAAGACUCAGGGCCGUCGAUCUGUUCAAUUGUUUGGACAAAGACAAAACGCAGAGCGUAAGUCCAGAUGAGAUGUUUGUCGGAUUGAAGAAGUUGAAUGUACCACUCAGUGAUCCGCAGCUUAAGAGGCUAAUUCGAAUUCUAGAUAGAGAUGGUGAUGGAGAAAUUGACUACGGAGAAUUUGCCGCGGUCAACGAGAUAUAA